Molecule: messenger RNA, 660 nt
Organism: Microthlaspi erraticum
Lineage: Eukaryota; Viridiplantae; Streptophyta; Magnoliopsida; Brassicales; Brassicaceae
Source: the annotation of a GenBank genome assembly
AUGAAUAUCCCACCAGGCUUCCCCCACCAACCGCCCCAGCCUGCACCUUCACAAGAGAAUGAGCUCAAAGCAAUGCUAAAGCAACUACUUCAAGGGCAAGCUGAUGGGGUAGUGGACACAAGCAAGAAGCUAGCUGAAAUAAACUCUAAGAUCGAGAACCUCAACACAAGGGUUUACUCUCUGGAGAAUCAUGCUUCUUCUGUUGCUGCUGCUACAAAGCAAGGACAACUACCUGGUAAAGCUAUUCAGAACCCCAAGGAACAGUGCAAGGUCAUCUUCACUCAAGAAGGACUUGUUGAAGAAGAGGAUCAAGAAAGGGUCAUUGAAGAUUUUUGUUUACUGCUGAAUGAUGAAGAGAUUGUUGCUGCUGAGGCUCCUGGAGUCCAGAUUGAUCAACCAGAAGUGCAUGCACCUACUGUGGCCAUUCACACUUCACCAGUUGAGCUCGCACGACAAGCUCGAUCGGCAGCUCGAUCGAGUCCAACUCUAGCUCGAUCGAGUCCGACCUCUUCUGUCCGACAGCCUGUUUUGCUUGAUCCUUAUCAACCAGUUGCCGCUUCCUCGUCUCGCCUACUUAGUCAAGGUCACAAGGAAGUGAUUCACAAGUUCAGAAGAGAUCUCAGUGGGAUUGGAAUUGAGUUGCCUCUAUGGAUAGCAUGA